CCAUCGAAAUGGGGAGCACCAAGAAGGUCAACAUAUUGAACAGGAGGCAGAGCCUGUUCCCCAACUACAAAGUCACCGAUUCAGAAGUUAAUCGGAGACCCUCGGAGCUGGUUUACCCUCUGGCGAAGGAAAGCUGCGUGAAGACAUGGAACUCCAUGCAGGAGCUGAGCAGAGACAUCUACGACAUCUACGCCGAGUAUGAAGACGAAGAGGACGAUACUGUUCCGUUUGGCUUCUCCAAGCAGAUCAAUCUCUCCAAGAAGAACUACAUGAUCAACAUCAACGUGGGAGGGAAGCCCUACCAGAUCGCCUACAAGAUGGCAGCCAAGUACCCCAAGACCAGGAUAGGACGCCUGGCCACCUACACAGACCACAACAUGAAGCUCGACCUGUGUGACGAUUACACGGUCACCAACAACGAGUUCUUCUUCGACAGGGACCCGGACGUUUUCCACAGCAUAUUCAACUUCUACAGGACGGGAGUGCUGUGGAUCAAAGACGAGCUGUGUCCCCGCAACUUCCUGGAGGAGAUCAACUACUGGGGCGUGAGGAUCAAGAACACCCACCGCUGCUGCCGCAUCUCCUUCGAGGAGAGGCAGGACGAGCUGAACCAGCAGCUGAAGAUCCAGCGGGAGCUGGAGGCGGAGGUGGAGAUCGAGGAGAACGAGGAGCUCUUUCAGGACAUGUUCAUGGGCCACGAGCGCCGGACCAUCUGGAACCUGAUGGAGAAGCCUUUCUCGUCCGUCAAAGCCAAGCUGAUGGCAGUCGCCUCCAGCCUGUUCGUGCUGAUCUCCCUGGUGGCCAUGACUCUGAACACGGUGGAGGAGAUGCAGUACAGGACUGCUACAGGCCAGCUGAGUGGGAAAACCUACUGGGAAUACGUGGAGUCCAUGUGCAUCGCCUUCUUCACCAUGGAGUACCUGCUGCGUCUGAUAUCGACGCCCGACCUUAAGUCCUUCAGCAGGAGUGUACUCAACACCGUGGACCUGAUCGCCAUCCUGCCCCAGUACCUGCAGGCGGUCCUCGAGUUCUUCGACAGUGACGACAACUACGUGAAGCACGAGGCCGACAUGCAGGCGGUGGGGCAGGUGGGGAAGCUGGGGCAGGUGCUGAGGAUCAUGAGACUGAUGCGGAUCUUCCGCAUCUUGAAGCUGGCGCGUCACUCCACCGGUCUGCGGGCGUUCGGCUUCACUCUGCGCCAGUGCUACCAGCAAGUGGGCUGCCUCUUCCUCUUCAUCGCCAUGGGCAUCUUCACCUUCUCGGCCAUGGUCUUCACGGUGGAGCACGACAUGCCGCACACAAACUUCACCAGCAUUCCUCACGCCUGGUGGUGGGCAGCAGUCAGCAUCUCCACUGUGGGCUACGGAGACGUCUACCCCGAGACCGUACUGGGCCGCAUCUUCGCCUUCAUCUGCAUCUCGUUUGGCAUCAUCCUCAACGGCCUGCCCAUUUCCAUCCUCUUCAACAAGUUCUCUGACUACUACUCCAAGCUCAAGUCCAAUCAGUACACAGCCUCUCUGAAGAAACGAGGGAGAAUCCGAUUUGCCGAGCGGACGGUGCAAAAGCUGAAUGACUGCUUUGGAAGCCAUCCCUGCCACACACAUUAA
Molecule: messenger RNA, 1607 nt
Organism: Salarias fasciatus (jewelled blenny)
Lineage: Eukaryota; Metazoa; Chordata; Actinopteri; Blenniiformes; Blenniidae
Product: potassium voltage-gated channel subfamily V member 2-like
Exons: 2
Coding region: 9-1607 (532 amino acids)
Biological process (GO): action potential; protein homooligomerization; potassium ion transmembrane transport
Cellular component (GO): voltage-gated potassium channel complex; membrane
Molecular function (GO): voltage-gated potassium channel activity
Source: RefSeq, a predicted model, not a curated record